This is a messenger RNA of Platichthys flesus (European flounder), 2727 nucleotides long. Its product is annotated as B-cell receptor CD22-like. The record is from RefSeq and is a predicted model, not a curated record. The transcript is spliced from 9 exons. Bases 454 to 1785 code for a protein of 443 amino acids. Lineage: Eukaryota; Metazoa; Chordata; Actinopteri; Pleuronectiformes; Pleuronectidae.
AACACUUCUACUGAGAUCUGUGCCGUCAGAGGAUCAACAGUGGACAUUACCUUUACCUACACAUACCCAUCCACAUUUAAUAACCAUGAUACUACAGUUCAGGAAACUUUCUGGUUCAUUAAAGAGAGUAAUGGGAUUCACGUUGAUCUAAGGACUGAUCCGGAGUAUUCAGGUCGUGUGGAGAAUCUCUGUGGAAACAACAAGUGCACUCUGAGAAUCUCUAACCUGAGAGAGAGCGACUCAGCUGUGUACAAGUUCAGGUUCACAACAAACCAACCUACUGGGAGUUUAACUGGUUCAGCUGGAGUCACUCUGUCUGUCACAGAUUUGCAUGUGCAGGUGAGAACAUCAUUGAAGUAUUACUCUUAUAACCGGGCAGAGCUCAGGUGUCAGAGCAGUUGUCGUCUUCCUGAUCAUCUGAACUACGUCUGGUACAAGAAUCAACAGAAGAAGAUGGAAGGAGCAUCUUAUUUUGAUGAGUUUUAUAAUGCAGACAGUGUUUCCUGUGCUGUUAAAGGACUCGAGGAUUUCCGCUCUCCGUCAAUGUUGGUACAGAGUCAGAAUGGCUGGAGUGUGAGUUACACUUCUACUGAGAUCUGUGCCUUCAGAGGAUCAACAGUGGACAUUAACUGUACCUACACAUACCCAUCCAGGUUGAAUCACCGUGAUACUACAGUUCAGGAAACUUUCUGGUUCAUUAAAGAGAGUAAUGGGAUUCACGUUGAUCUAAGCACUGAUCCGGAGUAUUCAGGUCGUGUGGAGAAUCUCUGUGGAAACAACAAGUGCACUCUGAGAAUCUCUAACCUGAGAGAGAGCGACUCAGCUGUGUACAAGUUCAGGUUCACAACAAACCAACCUACUGGGAGUUUAACUAGUUCAGCUGGAGUCACUCUGUCUGUCACAGACCAUCAGCUCCAGGUACAUGUUAGGAGAUCAACAGCCAAUCCAUCUUCUACCUGGACAGAGCUGACCUGUCACAGCAGGUGUCAGCUCCCUGAUCAUCUUUCCUACGUUUGGUACAAUAACAAUAAACCUGUUGGACGAAAAAAAUACUUUCACCUCAAACACUUUAAUCCUGAAGACAGCUAUCACUGUGCUAUAGAAGGACAGGAGCGUUUCCCUUCUCCUACAUUGUACGCUCCAAAGCCUCCCUCUGUGUCAGUGAGUCCCUCUGGUGAGAUCAUGGAGGGCAGCUCAGUGACUCUGACCUGCAGCAGUGAUGCUAACCCAGCAGCUAACUACACCUGGUACAAGGAGAACGAGGACUCACCAACAGCAUCAGGACAAAUCUUCACCAUCACUAAUAUCACAGCUGAACAUGGUGGAAAGUAUCAGUGUGAGGCCCAGAACACACACGGACGUAGUAAGGCCACCUUACAUCUGACUGUUGGAGCAGUGUUACCUACAUCAGCACUCAUUGGAUCAGCUGCUGCAGUUUUCCUCACUGUGACUCUCCUCUCCGUGUUCCUACUGAUCAGAAAAAAGAGAAACUCUCAUCAAUCUGCUGAUCCUGGGAACAGACUUGACCACAGUGAGCAGCGUCUACACAAUCAGUCUGAGGAAAACUGUGACCUCAACUAUGCCAGUGUCCACUUCAUGAAGAGUGAGACGGAUCCCGUCUACUCCAGCGUCAGAUCAGCUGAACCCAGUGAACACAAGGAGGCGGAGGAGGUUGCGUACGCUUCUGUCAACUUUAACAGAUCUGCCCCGAGAACCAGAGGUCAGGACACUGGAGAGGAUCCAGCUGCAUUGUACAGCACAGUCAAAACACCUCCUGCUGUUUAGACUAACAUCUGGAAAUCACCUUAGUCCUGAUGGAAAAUAUCUCAACAGCUGCAGGAUGGAUUUGAAUAGAAUUUCAUAAAACUGUUCAUGGUCCCCACAGGAUGAAUCCCUCUGUGGUGACAGUCUGACUUGAGCAUCAUUGUUGAAGUGAAUGUUCAGUUUUAAGUGACUUGUCUUGACAGCUAAUGGAUAAAUUGCCCCGAAGAUGAAUCCUUACGACUUCGCUGACUCGACUAUUAUCUGAAAUAUAUCAGCAACUUGUAUAAGUUGUUCAAAAUGCCACAUUUAGCCUGAAUGAAAAAUAUCAAACAUUUUGUUGUGCUACACUGCUGCCACUAGAUGGUAGUAAAGAGUUUUACUGAUAAAACCACAGAGAGGAUUCUGUCCCUUUCUCUUCUUUCUGUUUCUACACUAUUGUUUCCAUCGUUUCCAUCAUCAGCCGAUCAGGAGUUGAACUCAUUUCCUCUGAGGACUGGAGGGAGCACGUCUCAUGUGGAUGUGAGCUGCUACUGACGUGAUGAACGCCUUGAAUGUGACCGCUAACACAAAGUGAACUGCUGCCACCAGAUGAGCUGUGUUGCCUCUGGUGUCUGUUCAAAGUUUGCAUCAGGUCCAUUGAUUUCACUUUAGUGUUUUGUGGUAUUUCUCACAUGUGAAGAAGAAGGAGUUAGUGUGUUUUAAUCCACCAUGUUCACACUGUGGCCAUUUUCCUCUGACAUCUCUCUCAGGGUGUGAAGCUUGAAUGGUGUUACAGACAGAAUAAUGUUGUACUGCUGUGAUCCAGGUUUAUAAGUUACACAAAAAAGAUAAUAUAUUAUUACUUAUUCUUCAUUAGGAUGAUUGAUUCAUUAUUAUAACAUUAGUUUUGAUAAUUUUAGUAACAUAAGCUUGUUUGCUGCACCUUUAGGAGACUGAUAUUAAUUAAACUUUUUCUUCACAACA